AUGGAAAGGAUUUUUGUAUUGUUUUGUUUAUUAUAUAUCAGCGAAGUAUUCACAUUACCUUACGACGUUCACUGGCUAAGUGGUUCUGCAACUAUAGAUCGUGAUAUACAACCCUUAAAGCAAAAUGUAGAUGUAUAUUGUUAUACUGGUUCAACGAAAAAUUUAAUAGCAUUAUGGCAAACAGCAAAGUUCCAUAUAAAGAUAAAGGAUGACGAGUUCAGCCAAUAUAUUGGUGAUAAUCCCGAGCAAGUGUACAAUGACUAUAAAGAGGAUAGCUAUGGCUGGGCGGUCGUGAAUCCCUUCCUAAAAAAAUCCUACCGAACUGUAUCACUUGACAUUUUCACACCGACUUGUAUGGCGAUUAAUACUAAACAGAAGCAUAGCAUUGAAUUGCAGAUACAAAGAAUAGAUUUAUUUAGGGUUCUAAUGAUGUUAAUUGGUAUCAGUGCUAUAUUUGCAUCCCGAUCACUAAGUGGUAACCCUGUUUUCUUUUACCUAUGUGGUAUUAUUGUGGGUGUGUCAGCCUCGUUUAUGCUUCUUGUGUAUUAUGUCAGCAAGCUACUGCCAAAAAAAACCUUAACAUAUGGUAUAUUAAUAGGAGGUUGGACUGUCGGUGUAUACAUAUUCCAGCAGAUGUGGGAAAAUAUACGCAGUAUUGUAACAACAUAUCAAGCAUAUUUAUUUUGGUACACUCUACUCGUUGGAUUCAUUAGUUUUGUGGUCUGCUAUAGGAUUGGCCCACCAAAAAAUCAGAGAAGCAAAAAUCUUGUCAUGUGGACAUUACAAGGCUUGGGUGCAUUCACUAUAUUCUUCAGCAGCCAGUACCAAGAGGCGUCUGCAGCGGUGGCCGUGGCCACACUUUUAGUGAAGUACUUCCCACAGUCGCUGAUCAUAGCUGUACAGGGUUACUGGCGUCGUAAGUUCCCGCCUAAACCGAAGCUGCUCACAAGUGAAGAGUAUUACGAAGAGGGGGCUCGUGAAACUAAGAAGGCACUGGAUAACCUUAGAAAAUACUGCUCCAGCCCGGAUUGUGCUCAGUGGAACAUAAUGCUAAAGUUACACGACGCCAAAAGAUUCGCAAGUUUCGUAGAAGGCAAUUCACAUUUGAGUGACGACGAGGUGUUAGAUUAUGAAUCGUAUGCAUUCUCAAUGGAACGUUCAAAAUCUAUCUCAAAUUCCACCAGAGAUAUGGAAAUAUCCGAUGACGAUUCCACGGAAUACGACGAAGAUGAUUGA
This is a messenger RNA of Danaus chrysippus (African queen), 1236 nucleotides long. NCBI's taxonomy places the organism in Eukaryota, Metazoa, Arthropoda, Insecta, Lepidoptera, Nymphalidae. The record is from the annotation of a GenBank genome assembly.